AUGGGGCCUCCCUGAUGUUUAAAGUGCCUCCGGUGAUUCUGAUCUGUAUCCAGCGCUAAGCAGCCAAGCUCUGGGUCCUCCACUCACGAGGCUGAGUGAUCGGGGGACAGGAUUGACUUCUCAAGAUCGAUCUUGUUUGAGGAAGAAACCUGGAAGAGGAGGAACAGGAAAGAGAAGGGGUCAGGAAUGGCUCUGUCUCAGAGAUCAUUGACAUUCAGGGACGUGGCCAUCGAGUUCUCCCAGGAGGAGUGGGAGUGCCUGGACCCUGCUCAGAGGGCCUUGUACAGGGACGUGAUGUUGGAGACCUGCAGGAACCUGCUCUCCCUGGACAUGUAAAAGUUUAUCCUACCAAUAUCCAGUGGUGCUCCAGCUCAUACAAAGACCAAAGAGGAAUCUUGAUCAUGACCAUAACUCUUGGUUAUCUGCCCCCAUGAUCUCUUUGAUAUCUCCAUUAGGUUUAUGACCGAGGAAUUACUACUGAAGAAAGACAUUAAUAAUAGAGAAUUACAUCAGCUAGUGGUCUUGGGAAGACGUGGAAGCCAUGGUAUUGAAGAUUUUGAUCUCAGGGAAUUCUGGGG
Molecule: messenger RNA, 578 nt
Organism: Vicugna pacos (alpaca)
Lineage: Eukaryota; Metazoa; Chordata; Mammalia; Artiodactyla; Camelidae
Source: RefSeq, a predicted model, not a curated record